AUUUAGACUAAGUUUAGAUAUCCCAGAAUUUAACUGAAUGGUGAAGGAAAGGAGAAUCCAAGGCAUGAGGUACACAAGCAUCCAGUACAUGACACAUGGUGUGGCUUCUUCGCUUUUGACCGCAAAAUUUGCCUGGCCGUACGGACGGCUGUGACAAGUCAACUUCUCUUGGUUUUAGAAAUUCUCCCUAUUUUUUUUUAAUCUGCUUAUGGUUCUCAGCGCAUAUGCACACGCAGCGUUAUUUCCGCAGUGACAUGUGAAGGCAAGAGUUCCAAUAUCUCAAGUUAAAAUAGAGUCUGAUACAAACGCUUACGUUUUCUUCUUUCACCACCGCAAGAAGAGCUGGUCAAGCUUGUUUUUGGUGUUGGGAUGGAUAGAUGAGAUUUUCCCACAUGUAUUCUCUCUUCCACAGAACUGAGGACGGCCAUGGCGGUGUGGAAUAAAAGGAAGAAUUCAUCAUCUCAAGCCUGAUCCCUGGGCCAUCUUGCGGUCCUGCUAAUAAUGGGAGAACAUAAUAAGGAUGACAGAUCUACUACAAGCACCCAGAAUUACUCAUCAUGGGUGCUACGGGCAAAGUAUUCUCCCACCGUGUGUUAUAGGCUGGAUCCUCUAGAAAAACAUAGUUUUCCGAUAUCCCGUGAAGUAUUGAUGUCUCGGCCGAUAAUGUCCGGAUCAAUCAAGCCAGCCCCUCCAUUACUGCCCCCCUCAUUAGAAAAAUCAAAAUCAUCAUUACCCAAAGCCAGCUCCGUAGAUUUUUCAUUCUCAAAUCAGAAAACAUUCAACAGGAGAUGCCCAUCCCCAGAACCUCAAUCUGCCGUUUCAGACAUUUUCAAUCAUGCCAAGUCAAAGAGCAAGAGGUUUUUAUCUCCUCAAAGAAAACCCCCAGACAAUAUGUGGAAUAAGACCUCAUCGAUGGUUAGACACUAUGACAGAGGCCGCAAACCAAAGAGUGCGUCCAUCCGAACUUCUACCCCUCCUUCACCCAGUUCUCCUAUGUUCAACUUCUUUUCACCAUCGAAAAGCCCAGAUUUUUUUAGCAAAGAUUGUCAACUUAGAAAUUCAUGGUCCAGUUAUGUCGAACAAUCAGGUGAUUCUAUGACAGCUGUAGAAUCAGCUCAAGAAUGGAUGGUGGACUUAUCCAAGCUGUUUUUGGGUCAGAAAUUUGCUUGUGGGGCACAUAGCAGACUUUAUCAUGGGUUUUACAAUGAGAAACCUGUUGCAGUGAAGGUCAUCAGGCAGCCUGAUGGCGAUGAAAAUGAAAUUCUGGCAAGUCGACUAGAGAAACAAUUCAAUAGAGAAGUUACUAUCUUGUCUCGCCUUUAUCAUAAAAAUAUUGUCCAGUUAGUGGCAGCCUGUAUAAAUCCUCCAGUUUUCUGUGUAAUUACAGAAUACCUAUCAGGAGGUUCUCUGAGAUCCUUUUUGCAUAAGAGGGACCCUGGAUCAGUAGCCUUGAAAGAAUUUGUAUCCAUGGCUCUGCAUAUUGCUCGAGGUAUGGAAUAUUUGCACUCACAAGGGGUGAUCCACCGAGACUUGAAGUCAGAGAAUCUGUUAUUUACAGAAGACAUGUGCUUGAAAAUAGUGGACUUUGGUAUAGCUUGUGAGGAAGUGAACUGUGAUUAUUUGAAUGAAGAUCCAGGCACAUAUCGCUGGAUGGCACCUGAAAUGAUUAGCCAUAAGCCAUACAACAGGAAGGUUGACGUCUACAGCUUUGGCAUUGUAUUGUGGGAGAUUGCUACAGGGAGGAUACCAUAUGAAGAUAUGACACCCGUGCAAGCUGCUUUUGCUGUGGUGCACAAGAAUGUUAGGCCUACACUUCCAGAAAAUUGUCCACUUGCUAUGGCAAAGCUAAUUGAGAUGUGUUGGGCCCAAAACCCAGAAAAGAGACCAGAGUUUUGGUACAUUGUGAAGAUCCUUGAGCAAUUUGAGGCUGCUCUUCUACAUGAUGGCACACUGACUAUAUGUCAAAUUCUCUUUUGUAAUGAACGGAGGAACCGACUACCACAAUGGUUUCAGCGGCUUGGUAUAGGAAAUCCUCGUAAUGCUAUAUCACCAUCGCCAUCCAAAUUAGAAUGACAGUCGUGCACUUUAAGUCUUUAUCCUAUCUAUGAUUAUGCCUAUUGACGUAAUACCUUAGGUACACGCAAAACGUUCUUAUGUCAGCCACUGACCAGGUAAUGUAAAUUCUAAUCUUGCCUCUAACUAUCACAUUUCACCUAUACUUGUUUUUCUUCUCAUCUAAGAAGCAUUGUUUGAUGAUGCCCCUAUAUUGCUUCUAUAUUGUAAAAUAUCCCAACCAUUUUCCCACACUUUACCUAUAGUAGCAUUUCUUUUUUAUGUCAGUUUAUCACCUGCCGUCAUUUGAAGUAGUCAUGGUCUAUUUUUCUGAGAUAUUAAAUAAAAAAUGGUUUGUAGCACACUGUGCAGCUGAAAGCAGUAUUGAGCACUGAUGUAAGUAUGUCUGCAAUAAUGAGUGUGCCUUUGAUAGAAGGUAUUUAAUUGAAUGCAAUGUUUGUGUAAUGGCAAUUGUUCAGAAUAGCAGCAUUAUCAAAAUGAUUUAAUGAAAAAUAGUUGAACCCAGAAAGCAAUCAGUUAUUCCAGGAUGAACUUGUAGUUGGUAAUUUUGUACAUUUUGAAACCAACAGUGAUCCUGAAGUAGUUGAAUUUUUUGUCAAAAAGAGUCGUAGGAUGGCAAAGAUGAUGUCGAUACGCUUGAUGCCAUCUUGUCAGGGUUCUUAUAUGGAUAAUGCAACAUAUGAACUAGAGAUUGGCUUGACUGUGAAGUGUCAAAUGCAUUGCCUCUAAUUUACAGGUGUGCAAAAUUUGUUUUUUUUAAAAUUUCACCGGAAGCAAGCAUCUCCUUUCAUUCUAAUAAUGCAAUGAAUUCAUCAUAUUUA
Cryptomeria japonica (Japanese cedar) is the source of this 2894-nucleotide messenger RNA. Its product is annotated as serine/threonine/tyrosine-protein kinase HT1. NCBI's taxonomy places the organism in Eukaryota, Viridiplantae, Streptophyta, Pinopsida, Cupressales, Cupressaceae. Gene Ontology annotation, biological process: protein phosphorylation. The record is from RefSeq and is a predicted model, not a curated record. Bases 502 to 2073 code for a protein of 523 amino acids. The transcript is spliced from 4 exons. Gene Ontology annotation, molecular function: ATP binding; protein kinase activity.